Messenger RNA from Triticum turgidum subsp. durum (durum wheat), 351 nucleotides. The record is from the annotation of a GenBank genome assembly. NCBI's taxonomy places the organism in Eukaryota, Viridiplantae, Streptophyta, Magnoliopsida, Poales, Poaceae.
AUGUGGACUGCGACCACGGUGACUCCUUGCUCCACCCGCUCCCACGCGAGGAGCUCCUCCUCGACCGCUCCCUCUGCCGCAUGCUCCGCUCCUGGCACCGCCUCCGCCGCUACGACCCCGCCAACCUCCCCGCUGUCCUCUCUGUCCUGGCCUCAUCCCUCUUGUGUCGUUGUAGGCAACAAUGGCAUCCUACUCCGCCACGCCCACGACGCGCUAAUCGACUCCCACCAUGCCGUGUUCCGCCCCAACAUCGCCCGCAUCAUCGGCUACACCAUGGACAUCAUUGUGCCCGGCCUCGUUGACAGCGACGACGGGCGGCUGGUGGUACACCGGCACCGGUGGCAGCGCUAG